AUGGAGCAAUCACCUGCCAAACGGCGCAAGAAAAACAAUGCCCAGUCCUCUCCAUUACCAACCCGGAGUCUAGAUUAUUUCUUUGGUAGGCAGGCUGUGAGGAAGGAGGAGAAGUCAGGGGAGAAGGGACCCGACGUUGAACCUGGUACUCAUGCCACCAAUCAUGUAGAAAGCGAUGAAGAGCUAGCGCGGAGGCUACAGCAGCAAUGGGAGGAGGAAGACAAGACGCAACAGCAGUCUCAUUCAGAUGCACCAACAUCGAGGGCCAAUGGAGGCCCCGAGACUGCCACUGAGAGCCAGCACGAUGGUCUGGGUCCCACUGAGGAGAACGAUGCCAUUAACUCAAAACCUGCUGCUGCCACAGCAGAAAUGGUGGCUAGGAAAGAUCUACUUGGCCUACAGUCUACCGCUUCUGCGGAGGACACAAUCACGCUCAAUUUACCCUUCGAUCAAAGUCCACUUACAUUCAACCCGUCCGAUUACAUCCCGGAGCUGAAGAAGCAUUGGGCUGCUGAUGGUGGCAAUGCCUCCUAUGCCCUCCUGACUCGUUGCUUUGUCCUCGUCAGUUCCACCCAGUCUCGGAUCAAGAUUGUGGACAAUCUGGUCAACUGUAUGCGGCUGUUAAUCGAAGCUGAUCCGGAUAGCUUGCUGCCGGCUGUCUGGCUUACCACGAAUUCGAUUUCGCCACCGUACGUUUCUCUAGAACUUGGGCUUGGCGGUUCAGCAAUAUCUAAGGCCUUGAAGAAAGUUUGUGGCCUGGAUGGUUCGGGACUGAAGUCAUUGUACGACAAGCACGGUGACGCUGGGGAUGUUGCGUUUGAGGCAAAAAAGCGCCAGUCUUUCACACUUCGCAAGCCUAAGCCGCUGUCUAUACAAGGCGUUUACCAGUUGCUGGUCAAAAUCGCGAACAGCAAAGGCACCGGCAGUGUAGAACAGAAGCAGCGGUUUGUCGAACGACUUGUACAAGAUGCCCGUGGUGCGGAGGAAAGUCGAUACAUUGUCAGAACGCUGUGCCAGCACUUACGUAUUGGUGCUGUGAAGACCACAAUGCUAAUUGCAUUGGCUCGUGCUUUCAGUCUCUCACGACCCAAAGGUGCCGAUUUUCCCCUUCAGGAUGUUGCAGAACUCCGCAGACUCAAGAAGGAAGAGCUUACAGCAACCUGGCUCCGGGCCGAAGAAGUGGUAAAAGGCUGCUUUGCACGACGGCCAAAUUACAACGAUCUCGUUCCUAUGUUGCUUGAAGUCGGCGUGUCUGACGAGCUCAGGGUAAGGUGUGGCCUUGCCCUUCACAUUCCUCUUCGUCCUAUGCUUGGCAGUAUCACCAGGGAUCUGAGCGAGAUGCUCACCAAGCUGCAAGGGCGUGAUUUCAGCUGUGAGUUCAAGUACGAUGGACAACGAGCUCAAGUUCACUGCGACGAACGUGGAAAAGUGUCCAUCUUCUCACGUCAUCUUGAAGUGAUGACAGAUAAAUACCCGGAUCUGGUCGCUUUGGUACCGGAUAUCAGAGGUGAUGGCGUUUCCAGCUUUAUCUUGGAAGGCGAAGUGGUAGCAGUGGACCAAGACUCGGGCGAACUUAAGACUUUCCAGACACUCACCAAUCGCGCCCGCAAAGACGUCGACAUCAAUACUAUUCAAGUGGAGGUCUGCCUUUUCUCAUUCGAUCUCAUGUAUCUCAAUGGCCAGUCGUUGCUUGACAGAUCGUUCCGAGAGCGACGUGGACUGCUACGAAGCAUGUUUGUGGAGAAGAAGAAUCGAUUUACAUGGGUCAAGAGCUUGGAGGCAACGUCCGCUGACUCGGAAACUGUGCUCGAGUUCUUCAAGAGUGCCACGGACGUGAAAUGUGAAGGUAUCAUGGUCAAAGUGCUCGAUAAUCUACCAAAUUCCGAGCUACAGACCUCGGAGGAAGCGGUGGAGGAGAUGUCAGCCCCCCAAACACCAAGCAAGGGCAAAAAAGGUGCCACCAAAAAGAGCCAAGGAGCCAAAGACGAGGAGAAGGACAAAGGCACACGACGUAAGGCGCUACUUGCCACUUACGAGCCUGACAAACGCCUCGAUUCGUGGCUGAAAGUCAAGAAAGAUUACGCUACGUCCGCCGAUACUAUCGAUCUUAUACCGGUCGCGGGAUGGCAUGGUCAGGGACGCAAGGCGAAAUGGUGGUCCCCGAUACUGCUUGCCUGUCGAGACCCUAUCACAGGAUCUUUGCAGGUAGUUACAAAGUGCAUUUCAGGCUUUACAGACAAGUUCUACCAGGCCAAUAAGGAGAAGUACGCGGAGGAUGGAGACAACACGCAUUCCUCGAAGCCAAGCUACAUCGAGUACGGUGGCCAUCCUGACGUCUGGUUCGAGCCUCAGGAAGUUUGGGAAAUGGCUUUCGCCGACAUCACGCUAAGCCCCACCUAUACUGCGGCGAUCGGCCUCAUCAGCGAGGAACGAGGGCUGAGUAUGCGCUUCCCCAGAUUUCUGAAGAUCCGUGAAGACAAAGGCCUUGAGGAGGCGAGCACAUCCGACUUCUUGGCUGGUCUCUACCGCAAGCAAGAGGCCAGGAUCAAGGAGGCUGGUGGUGCGGUCGAAACUCUCGAGGAGGCCGAAGAAGACUUUUGA
Cyphellophora europaea CBS 101466 is the source of this 2601-nucleotide messenger RNA. RefSeq lists its product as uncharacterized. Bases 1 to 2601 code for a protein of 866 amino acids. NCBI's taxonomy places the organism in Eukaryota, Fungi, Ascomycota, Eurotiomycetes, Chaetothyriales, Cyphellophoraceae. The record is from RefSeq and is a predicted model, not a curated record. Gene Ontology annotation, biological process: DNA recombination; DNA biosynthetic process; double-strand break repair via alternative nonhomologous end joining. Gene Ontology annotation, cellular component: DNA ligase III-XRCC1 complex. The transcript has a single exon. Gene Ontology annotation, molecular function: DNA binding; DNA ligase (ATP) activity; ATP binding.